CCUUCCAUCGGGGGUAGUCAUGGAGACCGCGCGAGACCGAGGCAGCUGCUGGUAGAGUUCUCACAGCGAGUGUUUCCGCACACCUAGAAUAAAGAGCAGGCGAGAAGACCGACGACGGGGAAACAACAGGGCAGCCUUUACGGAACUAAACGACAAAGAUAGUAUAUUUCUAUGAAUUAUCUACCCGCAUUUUGUCUGGGUGUCUCCGUUUUACUCGGCCGUUCAUGCCUCGAUUGUGAGACGUUGAGAGGAGGGCUCGCUGGUAACCUUUACGUUGGUGAGUCUUGGCUGUUUUUUUUUUCGCAAGCUAAGCACAGAUAGGCCACUACGACAGAACUGUCUCUGCCUUUCUCUUUCCCCUCUGUGUUUUUGUUGUUUUUCAUUUUAAACAAGUUGUUUAUGCUAAAGUAACGCGUAUUGGUUUAAUAACAGGAAUAAUGAGUUGUCACUUCGGCGUUUUGUCAACUAUUUUAGUGUAUUUUCAGUGACGCUGGCUUCAACGGUUAACAAACGUUAAUAUCUGACAACGUAAUUUGUGAUUAUAUCUGACAUACCUGCAGUGUUACUUUAGCUUUGGUGGUUUUUAAUAACAUAAUACUUUUGCUUUUAAAAAGGUGUUGUAAUAAUUAAUUAAUCAAAACCGACUGGAGUAGCUAGUCAGUCCUGUCUUGUACAGUUAACAGCUGUAGCAUUACUGUAUUGUUUUGUUUUGGUCAUUUAACAUAGCAGUUAGGAGCAGUUCAGAUAUGUAAUAACAGUGAAAACAAAUCUACUCAAUAAUCUCUGUUAGAAUGAGGUUUUUGUCCGAAAGUGUGUGUGUGUAUGUGUCAGUGUGUGUGUGUGUGUCUAUGUAUGUGUUCCUGGCAGCCCACCACAGUCUUUGUUUAAAUAGCUCGCAGUACAGUUGCACGUGUCGAAGCGUGUGACUCCGCUUUAGAGCUGCUACGAAGGCAGAUGACCACGUUUGAUAGAGUUGCAGCAUUACAGACGUAUUCCUGAGUUUCGAGGGUGUCCUUGCGCAAAUUUUCCUCCACGUUGUAAUUUCCCACUCCCUCGCUUAAUGUUGCAAUGAAAGUUUGGAGUCAUUUCCUGCUUGCUGGGAAGGGUUAGAGAGGUUGCAAAGGGUAGGGGAGACCAGAUGUGAGUUCUUGUCUGUGAUCAUAACAGAGAGCAAGGACCUAUGAAGUCAGGAGCAGGGGUGUAUUCAAGGCUAAUGUGCAGCCUAAGCAAAUCAUUUAAAGUGCUGUAUGCAAUAUGGGGCUGACCAAUGUUUACAUGAAGACCUUGUGCGCUGCGUGUUGUUUUGAGAGAUAAGAUCCGGUACUUUGUGAAAGAAUAUACACUUGCAUAUGGCAUGUUGUGCCACUCAGUCUACACAGCCCUAGCUAUUAAUGCGUUAUGGUAGUGUUGAUAACUAUUUGCUAUUUCAAAAGUGAGGAUUUUCUUUACUGAAAACAAGAGUCCCUUUUGAGAAUUUAUUCAUUUGCAGUGUAUCCACUAAAAAGGUAAAAUACUGUGGUUUACUCAGGUCUAGCAAUACCUAACAACUGACUAAACACUAGUUUCUUUGUACUCAAUGAUUGCAGCACCUUUCCUUUCAGGAUUCCUGCCAAUAAGAUUUUUAAGGUGAUUAAGAUAUUGUUCAAAUUUCAGAGAGUUAAUUUGCUUGCUUUUGUUAUUUCCUCAUUCCUCGCUUUUCAGUGUGUUUCUUAAUUCAGUCCAACCUUGUUGGAGUUGUUGGUUCUUUUUAAACGUUCAACAGUGUUUGCAUGAGUGCCAUGUAUUGGUGCUUUAUUCAAAGCUUUUCCUUUACGUAACUGAUAAGUGUUAUUUUUUUAAGUGUCACAAUAACCAACUCCACUUCCACUGUUUGGAUCGACUGGCUUUGUUUUUGCAUAUUGUGCACACUCUGGCUUCCACAGAGGGACUUGGAGAUAAACAAUGGGCAGCUCUAAUGGUUUUCAGUUUUAAAGCCAUUGUGUAGCCAAAGUGUGAUUUUUUUCUUAAUUCCCAGUCCAGCAUUUAGGGGGCCUUUUCUGUUUGACAACAUAGCUUAGAGAAAACAUCUUGUGUGGACAGAUAAGAGCACAGCAUUUGGCUUCAAUCCCAGUCAGCUUCCCUACCUUUCACCGCUGUCAACGUAACAUGACAGCAUUUCUCUCUGUCUUCUUUCAGACUUCUGCUUUCACUCCCCUUGUUUUGCCUUAGUCUUACUCUUUUCUCACUUUUUCUGCCUCCUUCCUUGUGGCAGUGCAGAGGGAUGCCCGGGUGCUGUGGGGCUUACUACAACAUAAUACUUCAUAACAAAGGCUCCUUUCUGUGCUGCCAUGCAGAGCCUCAUCUCUGGGCUCCCUCCGCAGGCCCAGGCGAGUUCCACCAGCCGCAGAGGCAUUGGGGCCUAUCGGGUGGAAAUCUCCUCCCGGCUGUUUCUUUGGCACACUGAGUGCUCUCUGUUCCCGGACACAUGCCUGCACUGCUGCUCUCCUUGGCUCCCUUUGCAUUCCAGGAGCCCCGGGCAGCUGAAAAACUGCAGCAGCAGCCUGCUGGCUGGCUGGUUGUCUCAAUGGCGUCUGAAGUGGAGGGUUGGAUCAUUUUUCCCCAGGUGGAAGACUAAACAGACAAGAUUUUGCACUUUCCUUAUGCAGUGGGUUGAAGCAUGGCAACCAGCGUUGUCAAAUGGCAAUGCUGUUUUUAGCAUAGUUGCAACUAAUAAUUACUUUCAUGAUAAGCUUAUUUUUAUUCAGAAGGUGUUGCUUCAUUUGCUUGUUUCUGUAGGCAACAAUCCCAAAAAUAAUAAAAUUACAAGGAUAUAAACACCUACAGCAUACUCAAACUAACGACACACACACUAGCGUAUGUGCAUAAAAAAACCCAGAAACAAUUAAGCUAAUGAUCACAGUUAUCUAACAUUAAUGUUUCAAUCAGCUCAUUAAAUAGUCAUUAUAAAGCUCCAGUAAGGAACUUUUAGUUUGUAUCGAUUUUGGCAGCCCCUGUGAACAAAGUCGUUUUUUUUUGUUUUAUUUUAUUUUUUUUCAUUUUUGAUAUCUUACUGUCUUUAUCCUUUAGUGAUGUCUUCCUACAAAAACCCCAUCCUGCUGACUUUAGAUUGUCAAAUGUGUCAUUUAUUGUGUCCAUUCUUUGUGGAAAGUGUAAAAAGAGGGCUGUUUAUUCAGCUGCUUGGCUAAUACCAACUCCCUCCACUCUGGUUUUAGGCAUUAAAAGUUACAAUAUAAAAGUAGUCAAUCUUGUCCUCAGUGGCUGUUUUUGCCUUUGUAUAUAUAAAAAAAGGCAUUAGUAUGAAUAACAGUCUAUUUAACUGAUCUGGACACAACACAGACUUGUUCCCAAUUCUGUUUUUCUCAGUAUCAGCCUUUUAUCUUUAUUUUUGCCACGGUGCUUCAGAAAAAUGAACUUCAACACCACUAUGUUCUGAUUUACUUUAUGAUAAGGAUGCCAUCAUGGUGAUGUCAAUCUGACCAUAAGUUUGAGGUUUGGGACUUGAUCCAUUGUGAGGUACUCCUUCAUUUCACCACAGUCCUAAACCACCAUUUUUAUCAGAUGGAUAGUCUCCCAUUCGUCCAGCUUUGCUGUUUUAAUUGCUGUAACUUUACUGGGCUUGAACCAAGUGAUCACAUGAGCUAUGAUGUCCAAUUAAGCACAAAAUGUUGACAUUAAGUCUUCAUAUAAUUUUCAUAAGGCGGUGUGCCUUCUCUGAGACUGACACUGUUCAAUUAUUAAAUGCAGUCCCAGCAACACAGAGCUGUACUUAUCAGGAAACAAGGAAGUAGCUCUGCUCUUCUGUGUGGUAUCAGGUUGUGUAUGCACUUCAUCCAACAUCUGUGGUUACAGGCUGACGUGCUUCCUGUCACUGCAUUCUUUUUUUAAAAUCAGAUAUGCUAAACAGUCAUCUGAAUGUUUUUUCCUGUUUGUUCUUGUAUUUAUUUCAGUCAUCUUGAGUGUUUGAUAAGAUGUGUUUUAAUCGGCUAGCUAUCUGUUUCCAGUAACACUCAGAGAUCAGAGAGUGGUUACGCUGCGAUAGUGGCUUAUUAUGUAAGACAUUCAGAAUGACUGUGCAGUGAUACUAGAUGUUUAAACAUGUACGUCAUACACUAAUGUUGGGACCUAAGAAAUAACAUGGCUCCAUUUAUGACAGGAAGUGUUUGAUUUCAAAGUUUCCUCCAGAAAAAUAAGUCUUACCUUUUGAAGUUCAAACUAGCAGCAUAGUCUUUAAAGUGAUGUGUGAAACUCGACUUUUCUGAUGAAGUCUGACAGAAAACACAUGGUUGCCAGCGAGGAAGUUGACAUCAGAAUUUAAGGCAGUUCUGUUCUGUCACUGUCAAACUGCCUGCUGCGUUAUUAAUCAGUUUUGUGCUGAAACACCCGCUGUAUUAAACAGAUCUGCAAGAAAUGGCUCUCCGGCUCUGGUAAGAGCUAAUUGGAAUGGUGUAUAUUUGUGGGAUACGUAACAUAAAGUUAAUGACUUUCUCCUUUGUUGGAGAUUCCUGUGUGAAAGCAAUUAAGCUAAUUCUGCCUUAGUUUUCACUUUUCAGAUGUACUGGCGGGUCAAUACUCUGCCCUCAGCUUUCUCAGGAGGUCAGCUGCACAUUAUAGAUGCCAUCCCAAGUGAUUAUUUACAUCCCAGCCCGUGCGAGGUUUUGUCCUACCUUUGACUUUAGUUUCACUUUGUUAUCUCUAAGACACUCAUCUAGGAACAAUAUCUUAAUCAGGGCCUAUCUGUAAAACAGCCCCUUAACAGCACGGCUCGCAUCCCUACAUAGACAAACGAGGAAGCAUCUAUGGAUCAAAUAGCUGGCACAAGUCCCCUGCAUGUGUUUUUGACCGUCUGCCCUUUGGCUCAAUGCUGUACUCAAACUGUUCUGCCAAAGCUAGCUUACGUCACUCUUUCCCACUGGCCUGGGCUGCAUGCAGGUAUGAUUUUCCGACCUAUUCCUGCGGGCAUCAGAAAGGUGGUGAGCUGUGUGACUCCCUGCAGUGUGCCAGUGUGUGUGUGUGUAUAUAUACAUAAAUAUAUAUAUAUAUAGCAAAAUCUGUGGUGAUAAAUUAUCAAGAUUGUUGGGUAACUAAUUUACAACCAAGUAAUGAAUUAAGUUGUAAAUAUUUCUCAUAAAAUGUACAUACAGCCGCUGUAUGUAAGCGCCUACAUUUGAGGCUUUAAUUUGUUUUUCCUGUUUUUUGAUGAGAGUACUGGGGCAAAAACAAAAGGUUCAAUCAGUCAGUGUCUGUCUCAUAAAUAAAUCAUUGGUUCACAAGUGUCAGAAAGAUGAGGAAAAAGCCCAGUGACCAAAGAAAUGAUUCCAAAUAUGUUUCCUUUUUUUUCUGUAAUUCACCAAGGGAAAGUGCCAAUAGUUCCAAAAUGAUAAGAUGAGCCUCUUUCCAUACAUGUUUAUACUCUGAAUAUCAUUUAUUUUGGACCUGUAUGAAAGAGUAACUGUAAAGUCCUGAGGAUAAUUUUCCUUUCAAUGGCCUUGUUUAAUUACCUUCAGUGUUUUACCUCUAUGGAGUAUGUACAUCAUAUUUCUGUGUGCAUGUCAGGAUCUUUCCCUAUCACAAUGGUUGCAGGUCGUCUGAAGCAGUGCCAGAGCCACGCAGCAGAUCUGCAAUCAAAUUGGCGGCUCUCUAAGUGCAGCCAUGCCAUUACUGUAGCCAUUAGCUCAGCAGCCUUCUGUGACUGUAAUGGGCCCCCUGCCCUCUCUCGAGGAUAUGCUGCCUGCCAGCAGUUAGUUCCUCAGAAAAACGCAGCUACUGCUGCUUCAUCCCAACCUCUCUGCUGCAGCAUGCUCAAGAAGACUAUAUGCACCUGCAUCUCAUUUAUGUAAUGAUAGUGUUUUUUCCUCUCUGUAUCCGGAUGCUUUUAGAAAGUUAGAUCAGUUGGUAUCAUGGAGAGAGAUUAGUGAAGAGAGGAUGGGUGUUUUAUUACCUGUGUUUGUGCAUAUGGCUGCAUAUUUUCUCCAAAUUAUGUUUGAAGAUCUCUCAAUAUAACUCCUCAUAUCAUCUGUCCUUUUCUCUUUUGUGUUAGGAAUGCAGCAUUUGAUUUAGCAUUGACACAUUUUCUAUAUUUUGUAGACACUCAACACAGAUACCACGUAAUGUAGCAGCAAACUCAGACAAACAAGGCUACAACAUUCUGUUAUCUUUGACAAAUACAUUAAUAAGUUGGCAAUACUCAUGGCUAAAGACUUAAGAUAUGUCUGGGAAUUUCACUCCAUUAUGAUCUUAAUAAUUAAUCCAUCAAACUCGAUUCAUUGUUACAACCUGCAGCAUAUGGCAGACAGUAGUUCCAGCUGAGCUUACACUUGGGUGACAUCUGUUUAUCACUCAACUGUAAAGUACUGCACCCUCACUAUUAUUAGUCUUUGGAGGCCACAUAAGCUCGGCUGCUGUUCGUUUUCUAUUACAUACGCACACAAAAUACAGAUGCCGAACCAAAACCAAAUGCACACAGACACAUUAUUGAUAUGCACUGCAACCCUAACACCACCAAACUGAGACUGUUUUUUCCAAUAAGGAAGUUACAGUAAAUGUAGCUCCUCCUCUUACCAUAAAAACUCAAGCAGAAUCUGCACAUAUUUUCGCUGUUUUGAUAACCAGAAGACUCUCACCCUCCCUCGAACUCUUGCACAUGUUUUAAGCCUCUCUCACCCUAAUGCUUCCUCAUUAGCUGCAGGGAUCUGUUUCCCUGUUACAUCAUCUACAGCAGACUGUCGAGGCUGGUUUACUUGGUUCGAUCUCAGAGGCUGAGUCAAAAGUAAAGAUGGUGGGGAGAUCAGAUAAACUUCCUAGGUACUGCUGCUACUGGUUGAGCUGGAAAUUGUGGUCGGUCUGUCUGCGUGUGUGUCAGAUAUACAAACAGACCACAGAGUAGGAUGCAGUUUAAGGAACAAAAACAGAGAAGAGGAAACAUGCACAAAGUUAUUCAUGGCAUUAUCAGUUAACCGUCUGUUACUUAAUGAUGUGCAGAGAAGGCCAUUUCCUUUUCUCUCUUGUACAGCCUUGAUAGCUUUCUCCCUCUAUUCCCUGCUGUCUCUCUGUGUUGCUUUUGGUUACGUAAUCCUCGCUCAAUGUUGAUAGUAAUCCUCGCUCUCCCUCCCUCCCCCCCUUUCUUACCCUUCCUCAUCUCUAUGUGGCCUGAACAGGUUAAGCCGUAGAGGACUCUCGCUGGUCGCCGGGGGAAAAGAUGUGCGAUGGAAUGGUAGCGUUUCAUACGAGAGCCCCGUCCUCCUCCUCUUCCUCUUCUCCUUUAGCCCACAGGCUGGCUGCCUCCGUGCUCCUCCUCCUCUUCACCCUGCUCCCUAAUGGUCACGCAUCAGGUAAGGAGACACAGACCCACACACAUAGUUUUUUUUAUCUUUCUGUCUCUGCUCCCACAUGAUGCUUAUGGACUUCCCCAUCUCUGGUGAAUUCACUGAGGUUAUUUUCUCCUCAUCCUGCAGGUCAGUUUGAUUAAAUUAGCUUCCUUUACCCUUGGUUCACUUAGGUUGCUCUCUCCCUCUUUCUCUCUUCGCAACAGCAGAGAGCUUGAUCCCGCCUACUCUGUGAAUCCAUUCACUGCUCUAAUGAGUCACAACAGUUUUUCUCCACUAUUGAGUGAAACUGAGAGAUGGUGUUGUCUGCGGUCACAUCUCUGUCAUAAGGUUUUAAUCAGACAUGACAUUAAAAGUCCUGUGAGAGCUUUUAGCGCAGUUUGCCAGCAUUGGUUAUUAUCUCACUGCAACCUUCAAAUCAGGUUUUCAGCCCAAGAGCUACCAUUGCUGCCUUGAAAUGUCAGAAGUGAGGAUUUCAAAUUCAAUUUGUUGAAUAGUUGUUCGAAGUAGCACUUGUAAGUUGAAGUAAACAUGGGUCAUAGGGGUGUUUAUCGACUUCACAGGACAAGUCGAGUUCAAAGUUGUUACUUUAGAGACAUAAAAUGGAGAUGGCAUGUACUCUCUGAACCCCUUCACUCGUGCCAGCUUCCCCUCACAUUGCUCUGUGUUCCUGUCCCCUCCUCCUCGCACAAACACACACCUACACACAUGCACUACCCACACAGACGUGCACUCAUACAUACACUACCCUCAUGUAGCCAGCUCGUGAAAUGUGCCAGAUGUCCUUGCCACAGAGAGGAGGCGGACUCUGUGUGUGUGUGUGUGUGUGUGUGUGUGUGUGUGUGUGUGUAAGUAAGGGGUGGUUUUGGCUCUUGGAUGUUUUUAAAGCCUUAAUUGAUUUCCUUUCUUAAACAUCUUAAGUAAACCAAUGUGAGUGUAAGCAGGAGAAAUAGCAACAGAAUAAAUGUCUUCAAAAAGAGAGAUAGGUGGAUGGGAACAGCUGAUCCUUAGUGUAUCGUCACUCUCUCUCUCUCUCUCUCUCUGUCUCUCUUUCUCUCUCUCUCUGUCUUUCGCUGUCUGUCUGUGUGUGUCUUAUGUAAUACACAUGAUUCAUGUAGAGCCCAGAGGGGCUGGUAUCACACUCACGUUUUGCAUCCAACACACACACACACACACACACUGCCUACCCAUACCAAGAAAAUGUGUCCUCAAAUCCCCAACCCACGUGCUCUGUGCACUGUAUGAUUGUGUCUGUGUGUGAAUGCUCCAGAUAUUCGUAUUAGAAAGACAAAGUUUGGACCCAAAAUUCUGCAGGUCAGUGCAUCACAAUUUUGACCUUGUAUUGACCACAUGUGGUGCAGGACAUAGAGACAAAUAUGCAUCUAUUUUUGCAUUACCAAAAUGCACCUGUACCUUUAAGAUAGACUGUAGAAAAGGAUAGGUAGUUCUGUUGGCUCCAACACUUGGACUAUUUUGGGCUGGUGUCUUUUAAACAGAGAAAGUUCUGACCUGUGUGGUCUGAAUAUUCUUAGACCUGGUGUCUCAACUGCUUGUAGGAACUGUUUUCAUAUCCGCGCCUGCUACUUUUUAAUGUUGUUAUGUAUCCAAACAUGCAAUGGAACAUUCCUGAUGGUGCUGUGAUGAAUCUAACAACAAUACAAAGGUUAGUUUUGGGUGUUGUCAUAGCUGCAUAUUUCUAAGAUAAUACCUCCUUUUAUAAAAGCAUGUCAUGCAGUGGUGUGUCCAUGCUGAAUCACAACACAUACCACAACGCCACUCAGCUUUAUUUAUACAACACCUUUUGUACAUAACAGUAUGCAGUCUAAAGUGCUUCACAACAGAAAAGAGUGAUAUCAGUAAAAAUAAAUAGAAGUCGUGAAUUAAAAAAAAAUGAGGUCAAAUAAAACAAAGUUUAAAACCAAAAUAGUAAUAAUGAUACAUCUAUUGUAAAAUCCACGAGCUCACUGUUUUUAUAUUCAGAGAGUUUCAGAGUUUAGGAGCAUCAAAACAGAACCCACCCUUACACUGAUGUCUAAGAAACACAAUAGAGGAGACUGAAGUGCAUUUGGGUGUUGUGGUAAGACAGAUAUAUUUAGUUAAGUGUUGUCGGCAUAGAAAUGACAAUCAAUGUGGUGGUGUGCAAUAAUAUUUUGGAGUGGAAGUAUUGAAAGGGAAAAAAAAAAUUGCCCAAGGAUGCUUUACUGAGGAACACCAUAAUCAAAAUCAUGACAUAAGAUCCAGCUCUGGAAAAUGCUGUAAAGAUGUUUGCUUCUUUGCAUCUAAUGAAUAAACAGUAUGUGACUUCAGGGUAUAAUAGUGUGCACAGGUUUCUAACUCUACCCCAGCAUGUUAAUGAUGAAUGAGUGCAUUUGUUUUAGGCAGUUCUCAGGCACUUUAGCAUAAACUUCAAUAUUUUAUCCAAUAAAGGCAACUUCCUCUAAAUAAUAAAACAGAAUCGCCCCCUUAACAACAACAACAACAAAAACUGAAAACAUCUCAAAGAAACCCUUGUAGUUCUGUUGAUUCUUCAAUAUGAUGAAACUUUGAUGCUUUUUACUUUAAAACAGAGGCACUGCAUGAGUGUGAUCAUAACAUAAAAGAAAAGAACAGCACUCCAACAUCUUGUGCACUACAGGCCAAAAGUUUGGAAGCAAGAUCAGAUUUGUAAAAAAAAAAUUAUAGUUUCAUAUAUAUAAUUUGCAACAAAAUAAACAUGACUGUUGUGUAAAGAAUAACUUAUCAGAAGACAUUCUGACUAUAAUAAUUAGGUAUUUGAGUUAUUGUUGCUUAGACUUUGCUUUCUUUAAAGUAACCUCCUCUGGCUUUAACAACAGCUUGGCAUAUACAAGGCAUUCAUUCCACAAGUUUUUUAAGUUAUGUUCCAGGUAUUGCAUUCCAAGCUUUCUUAAGUUCAUUAAAAAGAGACUGCUGAUUCAUGGGACGCAUUUUUCUGACCGAUCGAUCCAAUUCAUCCCGCACAAGCUCAAUUGGAGAGGGGUCUGGAGACUUAGGGGGCCAAACCAUCUUUUGAAGAACACCUCCCUCUUCUUUUUUGUCUAGAUAACCCUGACAGAGCUUGGCAGAGUGCUUAGGGUCAUUGUCUUGCUGCAAAACAAAGUUAUGAGCCACAAGUCUGAGUCCAGAUGGAACAGCAUGGUGCUGGAGGAUGGAGUGGUACUGUUCCUUCUUCAUGAUACCCUUUACUUCAAACAAAUCUCCUACUCCAUCACCUGCAAAACAUCUCCAUCCCAUGGAACUACCACCUCCAUGCUGAAUUGUGGGUGUAACACAUGGUGCUUUCAGACGUUCACCAGUUUUGUCUGCGGACAUAGACUCUGCGUUUUGAACCAAACAGUUCAAACUUGUUUCUAAUCAUCAUAAGUCCAAUUUUUGUGAGCUUUUGCCCACUCAUAUCUCAUUUUCUUGUUCUGUGGAUGAAGUAGUGUUUUUUUUACAGAUACACAACCCUUCAGACCAGCCUUUCUCAAACGUCAUUUCACGGUUGUCAGAGAUAUGGGUUUUGACCUUGUGAUGUUGAUUUCCUCCCUUAUUUGUGGUGCUGUCUUUUGCUGAUCUCUCUUAUUGGUGACAAUGUUAUGUUUAUCCUCUGCUUUUGUAGUAACUCUCUUUCGUCCAGGUCUUUUUCUAUCAUCAUAACUUCCAGGUUCCUCUAGUCUCCUUAGAGUGUAGUGGACACCUUUAGGUGUUUUGCAAUUUCUCUUUCUGUGUAUCCUUCUUUCCUCAAUGUACAAAUCUGUACUUUUGUUUCUUUACUCAAUUGCUUCUUUCUAGCCAUUUUUGCGGUAGUUUGUACGCAGUUGAGAUUUACUAGGAUUUUUGCAUGCAGGCUCUCAAAAGCCAAAAAGUUGAAGUGAAUAAUCCAAUUGUGAUUUGUUUUUUUGCUUUUGCACUGAAGUUGUGACUCUUGCAAAUGUUUUCAACCCUAAAACUAAGCCUUUAUUAUCUUUUGCUGACAUUUAGCGAUGGUCUGUUAACAUCAAUGUAUAUCUAAAGGAUAAUGGAGUAAAAUGGUGCAUUUCCAUGAAAGCAACAUCUGAUCAUGGAAUAAAUACAUCCCAAAAUACAUAAAACUCAUGCUGGAUUUUUAAAAAAGCAUUGUGAACAAAAACUUGAAGUUACUCCCAACUGUUCGGCCUGUAAUGGCCUUGCUUCCAAACUUUUGGCCUGUAGUGUACAUGAGCAGUAUUUCCAUCAUGGAAGAAUCUCUAAUCUUCAGUCAGACAUAUCACCAUGAGGACGACUCUGUUCUUCUAGCUUCAGAGUCAUCAUAUUAUCGGUGCGUGUGUUCUGUCACUGUCCUCUCCUCCUCUCCUGCUCACCAUACAUAAUUCACAUAGGUAAUCCCUCAACGUGUUCCAGGGCUGGAGAUUGCUCCGGAAAUUUUCAUGAAUAUGAAAUUCCAUCAGCGCUGACAGGCUUAUCUCAAACUCGUAUAAAUAGCAGUGCACAGUAUGAAUAGAAAUGAUAGUUGAGAAUUUACGGUAAAGCAUUUGCAUACCAGAUAAGAAGCUGGAAACAAAAGGGACCAGGAUGCAACACAGAGCAGCAUCACAGCUAUUUUUGCUCUGUGGAGGUUUAGUUGACUUUAUUAGGACGUUUGGCCUUUUGGGAAACAAGACAGAGAGACAGGAUGUAAGAAAGUAAAGGUUGUGGCCCUCUUUGCUCCAACUUUCAGUUCCAUUAACAAAAAAGGAGAAGCUUCAUGAUCUCUGCUGAAAGGUCAGGUCUAGGAUUUCUUAUGUCUGUUAAUGUGCUACUUUAAGAGGUUGUCACAAAGCCUUUUGGGGGCGUGCUAUUUUUAGAAGCAAUCACAGUCCAAGUCAUGUCUUUUUUAUCUGUUGUUCAGCUGUUCCAUGUAAACAAGAUUACCAGCAGGGUAUCUGCUUUGCUAAUGUAAAAGGCUCCCUCCAAUUUGUUUUUGUGAUUACUGGGUAUGAUUACAUUUCUGUUUGCCAUUCAGGACAUUCUGCCAAAAGUAGCUACAUGCUAAACAAAAACAUCCUCUGCAUCUGAGCAGCACAACAACAAAGCAGCACCUUGGGUUUUGUGUUUAUGCACAGGAUAAAUGGAAUCAGUCUGGAGGAUUUUUCAGGGCGCAGUGUAAAUAUCGCUCGUUUCAUGUCUUUACUGAGUCAAUCUGACAUCCUACUAAUGUGGGCUGUAUAGAGCUCAAUUCCUAAUAUGGAGUCAAUUCCUUACAGUGAGCAUAUGUGGUUUGUUUUCAGAGGAACUCAACCUAGACAGUGAGUCACAACUGAAAGAGUAAAGAAUGGAGCUCAGAGCAACAAAGGGUCCGUUCACACAAUAACACGCCGUGUUUUUGCUCAAGCAGAGUUGUAUAUCAGGAGUCAGAGAGGCUCAGACCAUCCUUGCGGGUCCACUUAAACAGAUAAACCAAGCCCUCUUCAAACCCUUUGUCUUCUGAAGUUGAGUUAAUGCUGAACAGGAAAAGUGCCAAAAGUCCCCACAAACAAGCCUGCUGUGUGCUCUGUGUGGCGGUGACGUUUAUGUAUGUUCAUGUGUGAGAACGGGAAAUGGCUCUCCCCUGGGCCUCCGAGAAAAGUGGAGUCACGGGGUAAAAAGAAAGGAGCAAGGUGAAAAAGGCAAGGAGAGCAUGAGAAGGAGCGGAGAGCUGCUUGUCUAAUUUCCUCUGAGGUCUGUGUUUGUUUUGACAAUCAGUUGUUGCACAUUCUUGGCUCCACUUGAAUACAUAUUCCUCCACCUGAUGAAGGCAUUGCACCAACAAGAUCCCUCUGUGUUCAGCACGUCUUGCAUCAGUAUGUAGGACCAACCCCAAGGACACAAGGAUGUUUUCUUGAAAGCCAACCCGCUCCAGGAAAAAGAUUUGACGACUCCCUGUUCCUCUCUAAUAACAGAGUAGACUCUGGUGGCUAGCAUAGCGUCAUCGCUCUUACCGCAGAGGAAAAUAUCUGAAUGAGCUGUGCCCUUCUUUUUUUGAACAGCUGUAAUCUCCGAAACUCCGGCCAAACAAAAUGUUGCGUGUGUGUGUCUAUAGGAAAAAAAGCCACAAUCAAUGGCUUUCCUUUCAAAACCCUGUAGAUAGGUUACACCAACACUACAGGGGGGUACAAUUGGCCCUGCGCAAUUAACCGUUCAGAAUUGUCCCCCAAAGUCCUUUUAGCAAGACGGUUUGGAGCCAGGCAGGAGUAAAGCAAUACGUUGGCAACUGAUUCCUUUCUGAAAUGUGAGAACAAAGAGGGCUUUCAGGGGGGUGUUGGGAGCCACAGGCUGAAAAACCACAGCAAGCUGCAGUUCAGCUACAUCACCAGUCUGCAAUUAGGAUUGCUACCUCACUGUGUGUGUGUUUUAGUGUGUGUGUGUGUGUGUGUGUGUGUGUGUGUGUGUGUGUGUGUGUGUGUGUGUGUGUGUGUGUGUGUGUGUGUGUGUGUGUGUGUGUGUGUGUGUGUGUGUGUGUGUGUGUGUGUGUGUGUGUGUGUGUGUGUGUGUGUGUGUGUGUGUGUGUGAGUGAAGCACAGGCCCUGUUCUAUGAUGUCUCUGCUCUUCUUUAUUCCUUUCUUACUCUCUUUAAGGGUUUAGCCAUUAGCCAGGUGAGACCAGAGCCCAUUAGCAGUCGUCUGGUCCAAUCCAUCAGGCCUUUCUCUUUCAUUACCUGUGUGUUUAUCACUUGAGCCAUCACUCUCUGCUCUCACCCUGUGUCAUUUAACAGCUCUUUCACCCAAUCAAGCCCCAAAGGGAAACUUUAAACGCUCCACCAGACCAAAAAAAAAAACAAAAAAACACUCAAUGGAAACAGAUACUGCAGAGCGAACAGACGAUGCAAGACCACUUCAUUCACUUUUAACAGUUGACCAGACAGAGCCAUUACUCUGGGAAGAUUGCAGGGAUUGUUGUUAGCGACACAGCAGAGACUCUUACUCAGCUAAUACACAUCUUAUAUAGAGGGUAAUUUUCAUCCCUCCUCUGUGACAGCAUUUCAUGAGUUUCUUUUUGGGAGUUGCCGAUGCAGGUCAGGUAUCUGCGAGUGCACUAGACAUGACACCAUACCUUGACAUGGUCGCCUUAAAAAAGUCAACUUUAGUUUCCUGUCUACUUUGCACCAAUUUAUCUGCACGGUGUUUAUUCCAGAUUUACCCAGAAUUCUGGAUUUUACAUCUUUAAAGGGUGAGUCUGGAGACUUCAGUUGUCUUUGCAGGUUAGUUUUCAACUCCACCUUAAUUUGCAAACUUUUAAAGGAAAGCAGAGUAUAGGGGUGUAAAGUCCUAAUCAACUGGUCAACUUAUCUGUCGAUAUGUGCUGAGUCUAACAAAAUUCUGAUUGGUCGACUCAAUUUUUUUCUGUGUUAAUUUAUAGUCCAUGGUUAAUUUCAUCUGGAGGAACGUACCAAGUGCUAAUGGGGGUGUUUUCAGAGCACCCCAUUUCACAGGUAACAGCCUGUCUAAGAACAGCCCCCUUAUUUUGACCAUUCUGGAUUCGUUCAACCCACUUGAGACCGGCUGGAGACAGGAAAACUGAAGAGCGUCCACAUUAAUCAACGUCUGGUUGUUUGCUGAAUAUGAAUAUUUUGGCCUUUGUGUUUAAUAGCCUUCUUGUGUUUAUAUCAGGAUAUUUUUACCAUGCCGAGCCACACUCCGCCGAGCUGCGUCGUCCCCUGCCACAGAAGGGUUUUCUGUCAGAGUCGGAAAAAUCUCCAAACCGAUUAGUCGAGUUUUGAUCGAAAAUUUCAGGGUUUUAGCCAACCAAGAAUUUAUUUGGUUGGUUUAAAGCCCUAGCAGAGUGACAUAUUGAGCAUUUGUGUACAUUUACUGUGGUGCCAACAUUCUACAGAGAAGCGAAAUAAGCAUCAAACAACAGUUUAGAUUUGUAGUAAUCGUAAAUAUUUGGGGACAUUUUGAUGAGCAUCAUGGUUUGGCAUGUCUCUGUUUCAAAGGCAGGGUAUGACAUUGCUGAGGUCCACACUUUGGUUAUUAUGUCUUCCUGUAUAACAGUAGGAUAGCAAAACACAUAUUGAGUAAAAAAAAAAAAAAGAAACAGAUACCAGAAAACUACGCAAUAAAGAGAAAUUCUUGCUGAAAAUCCCCCAAAAGACACGAAAUUGAUGAAACAAGGAGCUUAGGAUGCAGAUAAUGUUCCACUAAAACAUAGCUUGUAAGUGAUAUACUUGUGCAGUCAAAAUUGGAUGAGUGCGGCUGUUAUCUGCUUUUCUGUCCUUUGCCACGUAUUAUGGCGGUUCCAUGUAGGCAAUGAAGAACAGGUUCAAGAUAAAAUACCUCAUCAAAGUAGUAAAAGCAACAGUCUGAUUCUGUUAGGAAGUGUAACAUGAGUUGAAGGUAGUAACCUAUUCUCUAUCUUUUCUGCUGACCCAUUUCAAGUUAUUAUUCUAUGGCUGACUGGAACUCAGUCAUAAAGGUUAAUGAAUAUCUAAAGCAGGGAGUGGUGACAUUGGCAGCAUUGGACACUUCAACUGUUUGAUCCGAUUACACGCCAUAAAGAAAGAUACAUAGACCUCUGGUUGUGUUUAAUCCUAACUCUGUGGAUGUCUCUUAAAGUCCAUGCAGUCCUUAUUAAGAAAGAACUGUGUAAGUUUUUGUUAUUCAAAGCUUUGUUUUUCGGGCGUCUCUCCAGAACUUGAGGAUUAUUUUGAAGCUACAUUAAGGCCGGGGAGAGAUGAGGCAGUUUGCAAAUUGUUUUCCAGUGAAACGUGUGUGGUUGUCUGAAGCAGCAGGCAGUCAUAAUGAUUUCCAAAGGGCCUCAUCUGAGGGACCAGCCUGCUGAGUAGAGGACAUCUCUGACUAAUGAGCUGCUAAAUAUAUCCCCCAGUCUCUCCUGUCUUCUGUCGCCUCGACUUCUGUUUUUUCUUUCGUUUCUUAACUGAUUCUUUUUCUUUGCCCACACUUUUUUCUGUUUUGUGCUUCUCGUGUUUUUCUUCUUUAGAUUUACACUGUUGGGCUGUUUCUUGAAAAUUUUGCCAAAGUAUACAUUCCUGUUAAACUCUUUCUUUAAAAUCAGUGUCCUGUCCCCCUCUCUCUUUGUCUGUCUUGUCUCCCCCUCCUUUUCCCUGAACCUCAUCUUUGUUGUGUGUUUUGUAGGCCCACUGUGAUUGCAACAGUGUAGGCUUUACUUUUUUUCAUUACACCGUUAGUCAACAGCGGCAUCCUGUUCAAACAAGUUCAUCAGCUUACACAUAAGGCCGCCAGCGUCCCACAGACUGAUGCCGAAUUUGCCAAUAGUUGAGACAUCAAUGCUGUGACAGACUGUGAGCAAGCAUGUCAGAGCUCAUGACGUGGGUACAGCAUGAGUGGUUCUUGGAAGGGUAACAAAUGAAAUCUUCAUGACAAGUUGAAGGCUUGAGGCUUAUGCAUGCAGCCAUUUUUCUGUAGCUUUUACCAGUCUGCUAGUAGAUGACUGGAAAACUGUUAAGAACUGAUCUUAUUUAAAAAAAAAAAAUCACCCAGAUCUUAAAUGUAGAACAAGGGGAUAGCAAAUAUUAGCAAACAUCAGUGACCAAUAAAGCUGUACUUCCUGUAGCUGUUUCACAAUAAAGCUUUGCUGCUGUGUCUUGGCUCUUUCUGGGAAGCAGCAGCAAUAGCAGUAAAUAUUUGGCUUGCAUUAGCGCUGUCUUCAAACAGUAAUUACAACACUUACCCACAGAAAUGCUUUGGCCAGUCAGCAGCUCCUUAAGUACUCACAGCUGAAUUUUUAGCAGCCUCUUUGACCAACAGUGAAGCAUGGCACGUUCAGACCAAAAAUAGUAAAUCAGAAUCAAUGUGGUUAUCACCUGCUGCAAGGUAUCGACACUUAAAAGCAGUCAGUCAUGCCUGAACUAGUCAGAGCUGUAGCAAAGCACCUGAAAUUUGGUUAUUGUGCUACAACAAGCAAAAGUUGUUAAUCUGUCGAUUCAGCUUGCAGCUGUAGAUCAACGAACUUCGUAUUGUCCAGGUUAUCACGAUAUAGAAGCUGUUCUGAUAUUUUCCAAACAUACAGGGGCUUCAGAUAGUCAGUCUCAGGCAAGAAAGUAAUAAACUUGAUCGGAGUGACUUGCACAUACUGUGCUGAAGGGAAAGGCAGGGCUGUACAUGUGCUAUCCUGCAGCAUGAGUGUUGCUUGCCGUCAUGGGUGGAGGAGGCAUACAGCUGUUUCUCCUUAACAGUGUGCAUUUCAGCAGAAUAAGCUCCAUUAUCGCUGCCUUGUUUAUUUUCUGACUUUUUCUGCCUCCAUAGAGCCUCCCUAUAGGGCUUGUAAACAAGGAGAAGAGGGGUUGACAGUCACCAACUCAUAAUUCUGAGCUGCUCUCUGUCAUCUUUUGAGCCGGUCUGAAUCACAUUUGUCGCUUAAUGAGUCUACAGUGCAGGCCAUAGUUGCUGACUCUGGAGCCUGCGCCUGGAUCUCGCUUAAAGCAUGGUGUCCCUUGUUUCUUGACUCAGCUAGAAAUCAGCUUGCACUGUGACUGCAUCCUUCAUUCUCAGCAGGAUGUUCUAAUUAACACAGAAUAUGUCCUGUCUACCUCCCAUUAUUUCCUGUUUUUGUUUUGUUGUGCCUGUUACCAUCUCUCAGAGCGUAACCAGUCCAUUAGAUGCAGCGUAGAGAUGUUUAGUACCCAGCUGGCUUAGCUCCACUCUAAUGCCCUCUGUCCUUAUUACAUCAUCGGUAAACAGCUCCCGGUAGCAAACAGCAGCCAAACGGCAAAGGUCUCUGUACAGACUACGCAGGAGUCCAUUUGGAUAAUUGUGUCAGGAUUUAUGAGAGGCGUGCAUGUCUCUGUGUUUAUCUGAACCAUAUUAUUUUGCAUAUUGUAUUUGUAUAAGCCUGUACUUUAUAAAUUAAUCUCUGGUUUUAAAAUCAAUUUAGGAAUAAUGACAAAUGGCCAGCACCAAGUAUUAGACCCCUGAAAGAUGUCUCUAAACUGAGAGCCUGCCUGUCCAACAGCCAGAUUGUUCACAUAAUCAAUAAGAAAGUAUGAAAUCUGAGCAUCUCUCAGCAUUCGCACGAAUGCCGACUGCAGAGUUGAGUUUUUUUUUUUUUAAUUCAUCAAUCAUUGAAAGUACAACCAAAAUUGGAUAAGAUGUAUAUUAUUUUGCAAUAUCUAUUCUUUCAUGACAGCUAUCUGUUCUAGCUUGUGUUUACAUAUGUAGGCUGAAGUCAGCAUCAUUAACUGUAGUUUUCAGCUAAGCCUGAGUCACAAAUUUGAAUAUUCAGAACUCAUGAAAAUAAGAUCUUACUGUGUAGUGAGGCAUUAUACGACUGUAGUCAGGAAGAUUUCUUAGCUACACCCCUUAUUUUGAUAUGAAUAGAUUUGUUUCUAUAGUUUCUAUUCUUUUCUGCUUCUCUACACUUUCACUGAAGAGUGGAGGUGAUGUUUCUGUACUCUUUGUGUUGGCAGGAAGCCCAUCAAGGCGUUGGAUGAGUUUCAUAUCUGUGUUUGCGUCUACAAACAGUCUGCUGUGUUGGAGGUCUGGCCAGCAAUAUAAACAGUACUUUGUAUCCAUCUCAUGGUGAUAACAGUCGUUUGUUUGUAACCCUCUGCAUUUCUGUUGGGUUUUUGACUGACUGUGGAAAUGUUUCAGCUGCAGUUAAACCCUAUACCUGAUAUCAAGCACUUUUAAAAAUACUAGAUUUCAGCUGUUUUCUUCUUAUUUAUAACUCUAAACUGCUACUGGCUGUGAUUAUUGUCUCAAAGAAAUGUUCUAUUGUAAGGCUCUUGAAGUUAUGUGGACUUAAUGGACUGUUGCCUUGGAGUUAAGCGUUUUUCUUCGAAUUUUCUUUUCCCACAAAAUGUGUGUUGGCUGUUGCUCAUCCCAGCAUUUCAUAACUACUUUCUGAGAAACAGACAUGCCCUCAGACUCAGAAAAGGGUUUUUCAUACGGUACUUAUCUGAAUAGGCCAUCUUGGAACUAUUGAGUUCUACUAAUGAUACAAUUGAGUUUAGUGGACCUCAGAUUGUUUUCUGCCUUAUACAUGUCAACUAUUAAGAAACUGGCCUGCUGAUCACAAUAUGUGGUUUUGAAUACACAGUAUUGUAUGAACUGAAAUACAGUGUACGCCUGCUGUUGGUUUAUUUUUUUUGUGCUCAUAUUUUCAUAUGCUUGUUAUUUUGUUCACUGGGAACAGCUGUGGCUUAAUCCAGAGCAAACACUGAAUGAGAAAAGCAUAAGCACCCUUUGAAAGUUAAAAGAUGUAUGUCUGUAGAAAGAUAGAGCAGUGUGGGGCAUAUUACUGUGUUCACCUUUGCAUACAAAACACUAUUGGUGUAACUUUUUAAUGGAUUGGGUAGGGAUGGGCGAUAAAUUAAUAUUCACCAUUUAUCAUCAGAAAAUUCCUCCACGAUAAAUAAUUGCCAUCUCACGAUAAAUGCUAUAAAUGCAAGUUGAUAAUGUAAGCGUGAGUGAUGGACCACACAGAUCAGAAUAACAAACAAACAUGGCAGAAGGUAAUGAAGAAAAGUUUUCUGAGUAGCUUGUUACUGAAUGAGGCUCCACAUGAGGGAUUUCCUCCAAGAUUGGGGUUUAGAUGAGUGCUAACAGGUAUGUCUGACAUCGGACAGUGGAUCUGCGACUGUUCACUCUGUGCAAUAAGAGUUUUCAAUAAAUGUUGAAAAUGUUUUCACAUUUCAGACUUGUUUGAUGUCACUAGUUGUGGUUAAGUAUCUUAUUUGACUAUGCCAACCGGUAAGUGCCAUUCAAGAACAAUGAUUGUGGUGCCCUCAAGACACAAUAAGUCAAAAAUAUCGAUAGGAGUUAUAAUUUUUUGGGGGGACUUUCAUUGUUAUCACCAGAAUGGCAAGACUUAUUGUGAUAUUUUUUUUAGCCUUUAUCCCCCAUCCCUAGAUUGGAGUAUACCUGUUUGUCACCCAUGCAUUUGGCACCAGAACAAACAGUCAGUUACAUUUGUUAUAAAAAAUUUUUCAUAGUAGCGUAAAAUGCUGGGCAUAUGUUGUGUCUCAGCUACAGUGCAGCAACAUGCUACAAGCCAAUGAACCCAAUCCAGGUGAAGUGUAACCAGUACAAUGAUCAUUUCAGGACAUCCCUAGUAAGGAGAUUGAUAAUGUUAGCAUAAGGUUGUUGUGUAAUUUUAAAUGUCAGAAAUCUGCAACAACUUGAAUAAACAGUCAGCUGGCACUCGAACCCACCUGUGGUAUGUUAUUGUGACGCCACUUAAUGUAGCGUUCACUUGACUAGAAAGUGCUGCACAGCAAAAUACAAUGUGAUUCAUUGAUUGAACAAACGACAUUCCACUCUCUCGUCAGUGAAGUCUGCCUGUGUGGAGACGAUAUGUGCUUGGUACCAUUUGUUCACCCACUCGGUUGCUUGCUAAAGCAGUUGCUCCAUCAAAGGUCAGCUGGACUUCAUUAGGCUGAUGAUAUACACAAGUGCUUUCACAGUCGCUGUUGUUAGGGCAUAGCUGAAUCAUUUGAGAUGUAAAUAUGUUAUUUUCAGAAUUUACUGCAUCUUUUCUCAUGACGAUACAUGAAAAAAAUUCUGUAAACAUAUCCCAGAAAUAGACGAUAAUUUUGCAGUCUUCCUUUUUUUCUGCUCUGUUUUAAGUCUAUUCCCUUCGAGCUGUGGUGUUGUCUAAAGGACAGAACGUUCUGUGCUUUGACAGAGGACCUGGUCACCAAACUGCUCAGAUUGUUAGUUAAAAUAAAAGUAAAGUCAGCUUUACAUCAGAGGUCAUAUAACUGUUUUAUCCCUACAGAUUUGAAAUGAUCUCACCUUAGAAAGACUACAAACAUGUUUCUGUAUGAGCCCCCCCUGUAAGCAGUGUUGGGAUUAUCCCCCUGACUUUCACCUUCAACAAAUGUCCCAGGCUCAGCCCUCAUACCUCUGUUGGCUUGCAAGUCCAGGCUGCUGAAACAUGAUCAGCCCACAGAUGCAUUGACAGUUUUUUGGGGAGGGGUGUUGUGUGUGUAUGUCUGAACACAUGCACGUGUAUGUAGGAGGGGUCCCACACACUCUUUUGUUUUGCUCUGAAAGCUGAGGAGGAGGAAUGUCUGCCUCCCAGCUGUCCUCAGCAGUGAUGGUAGAGAAAAAAGGGGGAGCUCACUAUUCGCCUUCGCUAACAUCCACCCAUCUGUUACACCGGGACAGAGUGUGUGUAUGUGUGUGUGUGUUUGUGUGUAUAUGCUUGUAUCUCGGGGUUAGAAAGAGGGUCACACAAUGGGGCUCCCCCUCGCCCUCACCCACUUUGGCCUCCCAUGCAUAUUUAACCCUUCAAAUGCAAAGUUGUCUGUUGUCCUAUUCAGAGGCACGCUGCUUAAAUCUGCCACCGUGCCCCCUCCCUCAGUUACCAGGAACAAUAGGGUGUAAUGGCAGCACACGUGGCUUGCUAAAUGCAUUUCAACACUAAGGGGGGGAGACUGGGGAUGUAUCGGUGUGUUUGUAGACUUCCCUCACUCUUGUCGUGUGUGUGUGUGUGUGUGUGUAACAUGAGUGUUUGCUUUUGUGUGACGCAGCUGCAGGAAGAGAUGAAAUGAGUUGACGACUGAGUUCUCUGGAAAUUCUCCUUUUGGAAACCCACAGCUGUCUGACUCAUGUCUUCUGGCCAGUUUCCUGUUUAUUGAAGAAAUAACACUGAGGAUUUUAGAAGCUGUGUACAACAUGGACACUAGCUGGCCUUUUAUCGGUGCGCUUGUUUGUGUGUGUGUGUGUGUGCAUGGUAGGGCUACCCACUCACAGAUGACUAAUUCAAGCAUGAGAGGGCAGGAUCCUCAGUUAGAGAAAUUGCUUGUGUUUUUUAGUGGCAAAUGUCCUCAGCGCAGCGUGGGAGUCACAAGAGGUCAGACUGUGAACCUCAGAAGCUGCAUUUCCACCAAGCAAUCUGGUUUGGUGUGGUAUGACAGGGCACAAAGAUGGGUGACCACACCAGACCACUUGCUGAAAACAUGCUUAAAGAUUCUUGAUAUGACCCUGUGGCGUUCAACAUUAUUUAUCCAUAGUCUCAACCUUGAAAACAAAUAGACCAGACCAUGACAAAAUAAUGGUUUGAAUGCAGGGCAAAGCAGCAAAAAAUGAAAGAUUUUAAUAUUCUGUUCUUGUCAAAUAGCUACAAGGGCUGUUAGCCAAGCAACUGCUAAUAUUGACUCGCUAGCUGACAUAAAUAAUUUUAAAAAGUCAUUUUCAUGAAUAUAAAAAAAUCUUAUUUGUGCUUUAAGCAGCAAAAAACAGUUAACUUCUUAUUGAACAAUCAGAUUGUGUCUGACUCACCAGUUCUGAGUGGCUUAAAUCUCUGCUGUUUUGUAACAAAAUAAGUGCCACAUGUCCGAUUUCUAACCGUUGAGCAAAACAAAGCUCCUUGUUAAUCGGAGCACAUUGAGACUCUUGCAACCUACAUUUACACAGAGAGUUAGCUGUCCCCGUAUACCAGACUGUGCUAAAGCUUUAGUAAAACUGUGCUGGCACCUUCCUCGCUCUGCCUCCCUGCUUCACCCUCAUCCACCUCUGUCCUCUAUUCCACCUCACCCAGGUUCUUCCUCAGUCUGCCCCCAGAGGCCCUGCAGAGCUAACAACAAUGCUUUCUUUCUUUUUUUCCCUCUUAUAAUUUGGUUUCACACUUAAAGGUAUCAGUUUUGAUCUGCAUUCUGUCUCGCUGCAGUGAUACAAGUCCAGUUUUAUGAGCAUUUUUUUUUCUUUCCCAUACCCUUUACCCUCAUAGACAAACUGCUUUAGAUCUCUUACAGUCAGCACUCAGCUGUUGAGAUAAUAUGAAAGCAGAAAUGAGUUGGAAUAUAUCUGUGUGUGUGUGUGUGUGUGUGUGUGUGUGUGUGUGUGUGUGUGUGUGUGUGUGUGUGUGUGUGUGUGCGUGCGUGCGUGCGUGUGUGUAGCAUGACGACUUUUCACCUGCUCAGUAUAACAUGACCCCAGUAGUAUCACUCACCCAGACAUCAAGCAUCCCAUGUUACGGUCCCGUGUCACCCACCCAGGCUAGCAUGCAUAGUUUUGUCACUGCAUAACUGUGAGGUGUCUCGCACUGACAUUACUGAUGGGCUUUCAGGCCCUGUGAGAAAGAAUGAAAGUGAGUGCAGGAAGCUUAGUCUGAACUCAAAUUGGAUCUCCAAAUAUAGCCACAAAACUUGAAGUGAUUUCUUUAUCAAGUUUCCAAAUGAUGUUUGAAAGUUUCACAUUUGCUGUUAUUGUUGAUACAUGAGACUGGAAAUGCAGAACAAUAAAUAAUAGAUAAACCAAGUGGCUGCUGACCCAUGCUUAUCAAAUAUGUGGGUGUUUUGAUAUGUUAUUGUACUGAUAGGAGUUUGGGUUUUGUCACUUUCUGGUCUAGGGUCUUGGGAUGAAGAUUCUACAUCCAGAGAGUCAGGUCCCGGGACAUUUUGUUCUGGUUGUUACUCUACAUUUUGAGAAAGCCUCUCUAGUUCUUACAGUGUGAAUCAGUGUUUGUCUGCACUGUACAAUACUUGAAUAACAACAGCUUGGCAUGAAAACCAAGUGGAUUAAAUGGAGAGAUGUUGGAACAAAGCAUUCAAAACACCCUCUGCCCAAAACUGACAGUAAAUCAUCAAAAAACAACAACAGAGGAUCUGAGGAGAGGCACACAGGGGAACAAAAACAUAUUUACUGAGGCAAAGAAGAGCAUCAUCAUCCCCUUGGUCUUUAGCUUAAUCCAACACACAACCCCCCUUUAGCAUACAUUCACCCACACACAAAUUCCCCCCGCUCCUUGACACUGAUGAGCAGACAAACACUCAAGCUGGAAAACACACCCUCUUUUAUGGCCUAUUGUUUCAUACUGUAGAGAGCCCAAACAGCUGGCUGCAGAAGUCAUCAGUAUCUGAUCUGCUUUAGAGCGCUCCCAGCUUGUAAUAGAGGAUAAUUAGAAUUUUAAUUUGCCUGGGCAAAGGCGGCUCAAACCCCCUUGUUUUUCCCUCCCCACCACCAGUGUUAUCCUCAAUCCUCCCCCCUCCCAGUUCCCAGCGGGCCAGCACCGUCGGUAACAGAUGGGGAAAGGGAGAUAUUCACAGCCAAGCAGGCACUUCAGAGUAAGGCAGGGGAUUUUAACGCCCCCCAUGGCCUGAGUCUCCUCCGGCACAGCCUUAAGGCGGCGGAUGUUGGGAUUAGCAAUCAGCCUCAUGGGCGCUCUGUCCUGGCCCAGUACUCCCACUCUGUCGAGUAUUCUUGCGACCUUUCAGCAAUUAAGCCUUUUGAUCAGCUUACAGUUGUGUGCCCAGAGGGUUUUUUAUGGUUUAACCUUUUCAUAUGACCACUUUAACACCUUAUGGUGAAUAACAAAGCUUAAGCACCAUUCAUGUCCUUGGCAAACCCGGAAUUAUCUCUAAUACGUCUUUGUACUCAUGCAGUGGUGAAUUUUGUAACUCAUAUUAAGUGUAUUGUUCUCACCCCUUUUCCCCCUGGUUUUCACAAGGCACUUGUGACUCUGCUUUAGUCGUUAUUGUUUUCGCCAUCCCUGAAAAAAGCCUGUCCUCUUGAGCAAACCCUUAACGUCAGACCGGUGGGAGAACAGCUUGUGUUAAACUGUGACUCAUUCCCUUCCUCAUGAGCACAAAACAUGUCGUUCUGACAUCCAUUCUGGCAUUGCUCUGUACUUUUAUCAGUUUUUUUUCCCUCCGUGUGUGUUUUCAAAGCCAAUAUUCUGUCUUGGCUGAGAGGGCGAUGGUGGAAAAGGGAGGGACAGCAAGGUUAUAUAUCUGAGGCUUUCCUCUAUCUCUGGAUACUGAACCAGUGUUUGCUCCUUCUUUAGACAGAGUCUCUGGAGUUGUGCUAGCCCAGCCCACAGUGUGGUAUGUACUGUGGCUGACGGCUGCCUCCUCUUCCCAUUGUUGCUGUACAGAGCCUCUCCCUUGCACACAGAACCAGUGGACAACCUGCCAGGACAUGUCUCUUUUUGGCGUGUAAUCGCUCAGGGCCACAGGGUUCCAUAAUGCUGAUGUUUUGGUUUUUUUGGGGUUUUUUUUUUGCGCUCUCUUCAUUUCUUUCUCCUUCUCCCCUCCCCCUUCUUUUCUCUAUGCUUCUUUAUCUAAUGGUGAAUACCUUUUUCUGACAGCCUUACUCUCUCUUUUAAAACCCGCCUUACUACUUUUUAACCUUGUCCUCAUCUGUCCUGGCAAUUCAGAGAAGCAGAGCUUGUUUUUCAAGUUGAAUAUAUUUUCAUAUUUUCUUGGUGGGCACUUAGCUCCUUUGACAAGUUUAAUCUCAUGGGACUUCUCGAAGUUAAAAGCAGAAAUCUUCACUCCUCGAAGUUUGGCACCCACUUUUAGACAUUUCUUUGCCUUUUAUGUUUAAUCUUCAUGUGAAUUGAAAAGCUGUUGUGAGUUCCACUAUCAGGGAGUUUGGUGCAUGUCAUUUGUAUGAAUUUGGAACAAGCAAUGAAGAUUUGGAACCAUUUAUUGUUAUUUUGAACAAACUAUCACUCAUUCUAUAGGCACAGUUUAAUUGUGUCCUUAUAAGAGUAAGGAAACAUCGGGGAAAACAUCAUUAGUUUACUUGUUAUGUCCACCAUGCAUAUAAAUGUUCAGUCAGCAAUUGUAUGUCAAAGUCAUCUAUAGAUAUCAUGUUUAACUUUGGACUCAAAGGAUAUUCCAGGUUUGUUUGUUUGUUUUUUCCCCAGAGGUGAUAUUGUGCUUUUUUCAUAUUUUACAAAUAUUGAGUUGAAAUUUUGGAUGUCAAUCGUAAAGAGAGGCAAAGUUUUAAAUUGUGAGGUAAAUAUGGAUUGGAGUAAUCUUAGGAUGAGACUGCAUGCUGCUCUGAACAGCUUGUUCUAAAAGUUAUAUGAGAAUUAAGCCCAAUCCUUAGGAGAUUUGCUCAAUUCAGGACAUCACCAAUUGGUGAGCCUCCAUAAAAGGGCAAUAUAAACACGACACAUACCUUUUCUUUGUUGCUGCAGAUUUUUAAAGUCUCUAUCCAAACUAUUCAGGUUUGGUUUUUGCUUUCAAAAUAUACACCAAUAUAUUUUCUUUUUAUUGAUUAUUUAAAAAGAAAAACACCAGAUAAUUUAAUGGCGACAGUUUUGUAGCAUAGCAACAUUGGAGGAAGCUUCCAGAGUACUUGUCCCUGGAGUUCUGUAUGUGUUUGUUUUGAAAGACACCAAACUAAGAGAAGUGAGGAAUCUUUUAAGCUAUAAAACAUAUAAAGCAACAACAAAGUUAUUAAAAACACAGUUAAAGUCUGAAACACAUGUAAUACCCCCUCUUAAAAAAAUCAUUAGAAAGGUUUGUUUCUCUUUACUGAAUCAGAGGUUCUUUCUUCUAUGCUGCUGUGAGCUAUGAACAGGAUGAUCAGUUUCUGUGUCAUUACUGCUGCUAAAUGUGAAAAGGACAUGAUUCUCAUGAUCUCUGUAUCUGGUACAAUGACUGAUAGACUCAGUUGAACUGGUAAACUGAGCUCUUACAUGUUCUGUGGUGUUGUACCUCGGACUAAAACAAGGAUGUUUGGAAACCUCUGCUGUAAGAAGAGGCUGGCAUCAUAAGCUUUCUCUGCCAAGUCAACACAGUUUUUGUGGCAGCUUUGAAUGAACCACUAGUAUAAAAAUGGACGUUUUACUGGCUUCAUGGUUCAUCCAGUCUAACCUCACUGCAGUGACCCCUUUGACCAAAUCUGUCCUCUACAAUUAACUCCCGGCUGGGUUAACCCUCACAUAGUAAUGAUUUCAUUGCGCUUUGUCAUCUUACCCAAUUCUAAUGCAAGGCACCUCUAUGUACUUAAAUCAGUAUGAAAAACACCAGCUUUGUUGGACCUAAAACUAGCAUGUCUUAUUGUGUAUUUAAAACAUCACUACAGGUUUAAACCUGGCCUUGCUUUGUGUUUAAGACAGAUUGUAUUGUUUAUUGACCCCACUCCAGCUGAACGUCAUCAGCAUGUCCUUCCUCUGAGUGUAUUUACAGCAGUGUACACACUGUACAUUAAGUGCACUGACCGAAUUCCUGUAGACUUCUGUUUGGACAAAGCUUUAUUUUCAGUCAUUUUCUGGACUAUAUUUAAAUUAAGGGCACAAGAAUACAGCUACCUACAGGUUUAAAUUGAAAUAGGUUCAAAUACUCAAACAUGAACUUAUCUAGAAUCUGUUAAACCCCUCCACAAAAGAAAGAAUCUGUCUUCAGCAGUUAUAUUGAUGGCUAUGCGCACCACAAAAGACCAACACCGUAACUGCUGGGUUGAGGCUAUUUUCCUAAACUGCCCCCUAAGGCCUUUUUUGUCCCCUGCUGCCUCCCAGCCCAGGGUCAUCAAUUCAUCACCUUUAGCACCUCCAUUAGCACCAUCUCCCCCUCAGAGAGCCUUUAGCUGCCCUGGAGCAACCAGCCUAACAACUGCUCAGGUCAGAGUGUCAAAUGGCAUCCUGAAAUGUGCGUGUGCAGAUAGUGUUUCAGCAUGUUAGAGAAGAAGCAGAAGUGUGAAUGAGUGAGAACACAAGCCCUUCUUAUGUUGCAUCAUACUAAACAAACCAUCAGCUUGUGUUUCAUAUGACUCUUUGAUUCGCCAAACUGCUGCGUCAUGGUUUCAUUCACUGUUGUUCAGAUAAACGUGCAUGUGGAGGUUAUUAUUAUCAUCAUUAUCAUAAUUGAUUUUGAUAACAAUCCCUCUAAAAAGCUUGUGCCAUGCCAUUUGUUGACACUUAAAUUAUUGUCUGGCCAAGUUACAGCCAUCACUAUGGUUGUUUGAGGGAAAUUUUAAGCAAACAUUGCACCUCUUUUCUAGCUCUAGCUUCUCAUUUCGAAUCUACAGAAGCAUUUUGCAUUCACCAAGAAAAAAAGUGUUUUUUCAGAGUAAUUUUUUUCUGUUUUGUUCUUCAAAUGUUUUUUUUUUUUUUUCUCUUUUUCAGACAUUUUUUUUGUUUUGUUUUGUUUUUCAGACUUCUUGUUUUUCCUAUUCUCCCAAGGAUUGUGAUCAUUUAAAAACAGACGCUUUUAUCCCCCUCUGCUGGAUUUAUUGGAAGCAAACAUGGCCCAGUUGCUUAGCGUAAUCAAGUUUUACUUUCUUUGGGGUUUGAGACAUUGAGAGAUACUUCUUUCUUUGAGUCAGAUAGAUUGAAUUGUCACAGGUCUGCCUCAGGAUUUACAUACCCUAUGUUGAACUAAUAACACGCUUUACUCUCAUUGAUCCUUUCGUCAAAGUUAUCUCGGAGUUUGAAUCUUCUGAUUAAGAGCUGCAGUCGUUAAUGUUGUCUGAUUGUAUGAGAUUCUCGCAGGAUUUUGAAGUUUCUCGCUUAGUUAGGGAAAAAAUAGUCUGAAAAACAGAAACACAAAAAUAGUACGCUUCUGUAAAAAUGUGUUUACUUUUUUUUGUUUGUUUGUUUGUUUUAUUUUUUAUUUUUAUUUGGCGGGGGGACCAGUACUGGUCAUAAUGUUAGCGCCACUUGUGCCAUAAAGUCUCGACUUUCAUGUCAUUCGAUAAGGACAAUACAUUUCAAUGAAUAUUUUAAUCCAAGUGUCAGCUUGCUGAUUUUCAGCUCUAUACCUCAGGCCAGAUGUUUUCAAACCAAUUAGGUGAAGAAGCAUCAGCAGCAGUGAGCAGUGUUCUCACUUCUUGAGCACACUCACCAAAUCUGUCCCCAGCUGGAUUCAAUAACACAACCUUUGGUAUCACACGACUUAGUCCUGGGACUGCUUUUGUUUGUGGGUGUUGACUUUGUUUCUGUGAGCUUGUGUGGGUGUGUGUGUGUGUGUGUGUGUGUGUGUGUGUGUGUGUGUGUGUGUGUGUGUGUGUGUGUGUGUGUGUUUGGGUGAGUAGUAGACUCUCGCACAUUUGAGUGUUUGCAUUUAAUCUUGUGCUGCCAGCUUAGAGGGACGUUUCUCUUCAGAGAUUAGAGGAUGUUAGAGGCGCUGCUGUGGAAAUAGUCUCUCUUUCCAUCUCUAAAUACACACACACACACAGGCGAGACAAAGUGUCUGUUUGCAGUAUUGGUUAGUGUGUGUGUGUGUGUGUGUGUGUUUAUGUCAAGCGAGUGAUAAGACCCUGCAAUAGAGUGUGGCUAAUAUGUUUUAUAAACACUCUGACCAAGGAUUAAAGAAUGAGCCAUGUAGUUAUUAGUUUUGAUGAAGGCAUUAAUAAUGUGCGCUCUUGUGGGUAUGUUCAAAUGGACUUAUAUCUGUGUGUUGUUACUGUAAAAAAUCACUGGGCUCUGGAUAAUGUCAUAAUGAAUGAAAAAGAUCAAAUGUACAGAUAAAACCCUGAAAAUCCUCCUCCUAUUAUGAUAGAUUAAAUUAUCUUUCAUGGCCCAGAUGGGUUUUAGCUAAGUGUUUAUUGUGUUGGAAGCAAUUCCAGUGAAACCAAGCCUGAAAGUCUUGCAUAACAACUUCACAGAUGAGCCAGAUCAGUAGUAAUAAAGUUAGUAUGUCUGAGUUGCUGGUUAGCACAAGCCAGUGUUCAAAAUCAGUCGAAACAAAGCCCGCCUCCUGCUGUCACGCCUGCGUUUACACAGGUGCUCUGAUGUUUUGUCAGACUUGCUGGAUUUAGGUUAUCUGCUCUGGCCAGAUUGCUCUACCGAAUCUGUGUAUAUUUAAACAUGAACGUCUGUGAGUUUGAGUAGACAGUUUUCAGAGCUGUGGGAGUGAAGAACGACUUCAGAUAAUUAACCCUCGAACUUCCACAAAGCACACUUAGACUCAAAGAGCUGGUGUGACGCUGCAGCGUCACAGAGCGAGCACAGGAAGAUGGAUCAAAGCACAAUUAACACAAGGUCUCUGCCUCAUCUUGUCCUCAUUGGCUGGCUCAGAGUUUCAAGUCUGUCAUUACAGAUAAUUAAAUGAGUCUCCCUAAAGAUCCGUGUCAUUACUAGACAGACUAAACACUGACGUGGGAUGUAGACAGAUAAUCGAGAGAAAUGAGAGCUAUAUGAAGCUCCUGGAGAUAUUUUAAUCCACUGUGAGCGCUUCGGACAUUCCCUCUACUGCACAGCGUUGUUGUCUCAAACAAAGCCUGUCAUGUUGAGACACUGCUUCACCCAUGCUUGUGUAAAAUGCAGCCUAGUUCCAAGUAACAAUACCUCAGAGCUUUAAUUAUCAGCUCAACCUGUCAACUUGACAGAGUCUCCCUGCGAAAAGUUGUUUGACCCUGUGGCAGCUGCCUGCAGAGGAAAACCAGCCGGCAGUUUAUGUGAGCGUAAUGAUGGAACAGCACAAUAUUGCAGCAACAACACAUUAAUGUAAUACUAAACUUAACAGUCACGGUGAAAGUAUUACAAAUAGCACCAUCCAGUCUUGUGAUUGAGCCAUAAAAAGCAGCAUUAUUUAGUGUAAAGACUUUGUUUAUUUGACAUUAUAUUGGUACAGAGGUUCAGGCUGCAUGUGAAACAGAUUGUUCUCUCUACUCCGCCAGGCUUUUAAUACUUGUAAAUGCUUGCAUAAAUUGAAAUUAAAAGGCUGCAUAAUCCAUCUACAGGUACUCUCUAACUCUUGCUGUAUUUACUUACUUCCAUUAUUAUAACCUUUUGUUCUUAAAAUAUGGUCCAGGAUACGAGCCUGGCUGCUGAGAGUUCCUUACAUAAGCAGUACCUGCUCAUAAGUCCUGCCUUGAGCCCAAGGACAAGCUCUAUAUCUUACUUUUGCCCUGUUCCAGAAGCAAAAUUUAAGGGCAGCCAACUAAUUCUUAUUCUCUUCACUUGUCUCUGUGUCUGCAGGUUGUGCGAGGCCACCCGGCGUACAGCACGGAGACCUGCUGAACCAGACGCAAGCCAACCGGGGCUCGUUUCCCCCUGGCACCCUGCUGACUUACGGCUGUGAGCAGGGCUACACUGCAGAUGGGCCCACGAGCAUCAUUUGUACCAGCUCUGGAGCCUGGUCCCAUCAGCCUCCGAACUGCGUCAGAAGCAGCAGUGAGUGACAUUCAAACAUGCACAACAAAGAGCAGGAGUUUUUCCUCUCCUGCUGUAAGGUCUUACCACAUCUUAAAGGGUCUCAUGAUUUAAUUAGCAGCUCUAUGGAAAAUUCAUUCAAACUAGAUGAUUUUCUUUACUAUAUAACUUUUAUUACUAAAUCCAUUUUACAGUCAAAGCCUUUGGAGCAUAGUUUGAGAUUGAGCUUUGCACUUCCACAAACUGCAUCAUGAGACCAAUAGUGAAAAGUUUCGUCUAAAAUCUGAUGUUUUGAAUGCCCAGGAAUCAAACCUGACUGCUGGGAGUAAUUCUUUUCCCUUUUCACAACCAUCGAAGCAGUUUUACAAAUCGCUGUCCUCUCUUUCCAGUUUGUUCGCCCCCCACUGAACCAGAGAAUGGGGGAUACCGCUGUCACCCAUCUCCCUGUCACAGCCUCACCCAGAAGACUGUCAUCGAGUACUUCUGCGACGAGGGCUACGCUCUGAAGGGAGACUACAAAUUCCUCACCUGCCAGAACGGCGAGUGGGACGGUCCCAUGCAGAUUAGCUGCCGGCUCACACAAGGUCCGACACCGUAACUAACUCUGACUUUACUGACCACAUCUCUUAUGCAAAAUGUGAAGUCUGUGAACCACAUGACUCACCUCCUUUUCACCUUCUUCUCUGUGUCCCUCAGACAAGGAGCCCAGCUCACCUCUGGGUAUACCAGCUCUGUCUAUCGUGGCAUCCACAGCCAGCUCUGUGGCUCUUAUCCUCCUUUUAGUGGUGCUGUUUGUUCUUGUACAACCUAAACUCAAGUCCUUCCACCAUAGCAGGUAAAACACACACGCACGCACGCACACAUGCAUGCACACCAAUAAACUUAUCUUGUAAUUUUGGGUAUAAUAUUGAUCAUGAAUCCAAAAAAUAACACAAGAGCUUGUGCCCCGGUGGAGUGCUUAUACAUUGACCAUUUUUACUUUCUUAUUUAUAUUUAAGCUGUUUUUAUUCACAGCUGUAGGUUAUCAUAACAGGAAGUGCAUAUGUCAUUUCAAAAUAAAAGCUUGUUUUUACUUGAUAGGAUAGAUUGGAUUUACAAGAUGUAUCUCCAGCUUUGUCUUUCCUCUUCUUAAUUUAACUGAUUGUUGUUAUUUUUCCACUUAUUUUUUAAAGUUUUCCACAAAUACUGCGAUAAAGUCACUAUCGAUAAUUUUUGACUAUGAAAACCCUUAGCUUAAAAUGUGAUUUUAUGAAAGUCCAUGUAAAACAUGAACAUUGCAGGAAAAUAGAGUCUAUUAUGUGCUCAGCCUAUCAGCAGUUAGCAGCUUAAACAAGACGAGGAAAUUAGAUGCUGACCAACAUGUUUUAGGAGCAAAGGCUGAAAGUUAUUUGAAGAAUGAAGUAGCUGCUAUCUUGAUAUAAACAUGCACUCUUUCUGUCUGUUACAUAGUCGGGUAUGAAAAGCCUUGAGCGGCUGUUUACAGCAUGAAAUUCAACUGUCUGAAGGGCUGGACCAGCCUGCACAGUUGCAUUGUUAAAUGAAGAAAAGUCUUUGCAGUGAGACUGAGGAAAGAACUGUGUAAGAACCCUGCCUGUAUAAUAUCUCUGACCCUUUGAAUUUCUCAUACUGCCUGCCUGAAAACAUGCCAUUGUACAGUUGUUCAAGGGAAGCUGCCACUUCCCCAGAUGGCUUAAAAAUAAAAUAGUCCUGUGUUAUGUUUUCACAGACAUUGAAACCACAUCCACUCUCAGUUGUUGUCAUAAAGAUGUGCAUAUGCUUCUACCCCUGUGUUACUUACAGUGCAUUUUCAUUUCUUCUUAGCUUUACAUAAGACAGUGAAAAGGAAUUUAACAUAAGCUCUUUGUUACUAACACAAACUAUGGUUGGCAGAAACUCUUCAAGUGCUCGUUCUGCCUGUUUUCAAAGAACACUGCCUAUUUUUUUCUUUUUUUGUUGUUCUGAGCUGUUAAACCACCACCCUGUUCUUCACAAAGUGACAUGGCAGAGUCUGCUGGAGUCAUUUCCCUGUAUACACCUCACGGGUUUUUAUUGAAACUGGUUUACAAACAAGUUGUUCCCGUAAGAGGAACACCCAGCAAACGAUCUUCAAAGCUGUCCGGUUUAGAUUACUGAGAACAGAAAGUAAAAGUAAGACACAGAAGGCACUGAGUGAUAAAAAGCCACAGUGAUCUGAUCUAAUGCUCAUUGGCACUCUGGUUGAUUGCGUGGCGGGUCUUAGGGCUUACUGCUGCCUGCUAUAAAGGGUGCAGUCAACGCUAAUCACCUCCUGUCAGAGGUUAUGCUGCAGCACGCGGCACAUAUGACUGCAACAUGACUCUAAACCUGAGCCUGCAGUUCUGAUUCGCCCUGUCAACAUGAGCCUCACUCUUUUUUUGUCUCUCUCUCUCUAUCAGGAGGGAGCAGGGGGUCUCAGGCCAGUCCAGCUCCAUCAUGGUGGAAGGCGUCCAGGUGACACUGCCCUCAUACGAAGAAGCCGUUUAUGGAAGCGGUGGCCCCUGCGGUGCCUCCGGUCCUCCUCCUUCGCCGCCACCUCCCCCAGCUCCUCCAGAGACUCGGGUCCCCAUUGUGCUCUCUGAAGGUCUUCCUCAGGGAGCCACAGGAGGCCAAGGUCCCGAAAGAACCCGUCACCACAGAGACUUAGACUUCUGUCUCCCAUCCACAUCCUCUUCAUCGUCCUACUCCUCCCGCCGCCAUGCGGAGACGGUGCUGGUUCAUCAGGCCCCCUCCUCCUCCUCCUCCUCCUCUUCAUCAUCAUGGGCCAGAGAGCACCCUGGGGGUGCAUGCGCAGGCCCCCUACCUCUUCGAAGAGACUCUGAGAGCAGCGACCAGCACAGUCUGCUCUCUGUCACCUCUGCAGAUGACUUUUCUGACGGUAAGACGCUUGUACAUAAAGGCGAAGCAUUAAGUGUUUCCUUCAAGGAAACUGUUUAUUUUCAGGAAAUCAAACAGAGAUAAAUCAAAUAGUUGAAAACUCAAUUUCAUAAUAUUUACCAUCCCAACAUCUUUAGCAGUCACAGAAAGCAAACAUUUGCUGAUUUAUCUCCCCAGCUCUGAAAAUAAGACGCUCAGAGUCACUCAAAACUUUUUACUCAGUCGCCAAGGACAAGUGAAGACACAGCGCACCACUCAAGAAGAAAUAAAUUCAAACACAUCUGUAUUUUCUCAAAAACAAUCAGUCACUCGGUUGUCAGUGCCAUUUAGAUUCAAGUACUACUCAAGACAUCUGGCAUAGAAAGCAAGUUCGAAGCUCACUUCCCCCUUAUUGGGUUAGGUUCAUAUUUAAUCCUAAUAUACUCCCAACAGUUUAGUAAUUCCACCUUAAUGCUUUGAUUUCCAAUGUUUCAAGAGCUUAAGUGUUGCAACACUCCUGGAUUUUUGGGGAGAUAUAGCAUCACAAGAAGCCAAUUAGCAGCCUGAACCAGUCAAUAGGCAACAAAAGCCCCUCUCAGACAUGCACAACAUUUCCUGAAACCAGACUGAGCUGCAUGAAAACAAACAAUUUAACUUUUCAUCCCAAACAGAAUGGCUUUUAUUUCACACCAUAAUUUUAAUCUUCAUUUGUAUUGUCAGAGGAAAAGGAGCGUGUUUUAAUACUCUACUACACAAUCCUUUAGUGAGAUUUCAUGAUAAGUGUUCAUUUAUUGACCGAUAUCCUUAAUGAAAUAAUACUCCCACUGAUGACAAGAACCCAGGAUUCUGGCUCUACAUACACACUGAGCUGUUAAGCGGCACAUCUGAACAGGACAAAACCCUUAAAAAGACAAAACAUUAGGUUGACUAAAAGAUAUGGAAGAGUGAAAGUUAAAGAUCAGCAUUCUUGAUCCCAGACAAGAUUGCUGUGAAACGCUACAUCAACGUCAGGUACAUUUCCAAGGCAGAGCUCCUGAUAUUUUCUAGAAAUAUUCUGCAGUGUUUUUCUGACAACAGCUAAGCGCAAGGUUUUAGAAAAGGCAAAAGCAAUGACUUCUCAUGACUUAAACAAGAGCAAAAUCCUUUAAAGUUGAAUUGUUUUUGGUGAUGUAAUGGAUUGCAUGACUCUGCGGUGGGUAGCCAGCUGACCCCUGAACCUGGGUUCUAUUCUAAUCUGUCUGCUCUGUCUCCCUGCAGAUAUUCCCCUGCUGAAGGAAGCAUGAAGCCUGCCAGCCUCCCAUCAGCAUCAGCAGCAGAGGCCCCUGUUUCCCUGAUCUCUCACUGCUGACCAGGACUGACUGUGGCUGUCAACCCACUUCCCUUGACUCCCUUCAGCAGAGAAAAGACUAGAACUAUGCUCACCCCCCUCCCCCUCCAUCCCCCCACCUCCCAUGCAAUGCAACCUCUUCUGCCAUCGCUGCCCGUGCAGAGCAAAACCAACAACCAAUACUCACUGCAUCACAAGCAAUGAUGAAGCACCACUGGACCCUGCUGCAGGACCAAACAAAGUGGUGUCAGCUCAACAUCAAUCCUGUAGAUCCUAUGUAUAUGAGUAAAACACACACUAUAAGUCAAGGUUGUGUACCAUAGGCCAUGUAUUACUAUACGACUGCCUCCUCCCAGCUGUAGUCCUCUAUAUUAACUCACAGAGGCUUAAUGGGAGAGGCUAGAGCAACCGAGACAUGUCGACUCUGUUUGGGAUUACUGCGGGUAUAAAAAAAUAGAAAUAUGAAAUAACUUGUGAUGUUCGCUGAGAACCCGAAUCGUCUUCCCGCUGUACUUGAAGAGUUGUGAUUGGCGGCUGGGUUUUUUUUUUGUUUUUUUAAUUUCUGAUUUUUGUGAAUGCUGCAUGUUGAUUUUAGUUAUUGCUGUCACAGCACGGUGGCCCACUCUGAAUGAAGCAUGAAGCCUUCUCCGUCUCUCACUCACUUUCUCUUUCUCCUCCUGCUCUCUGUGUUUCCGGGAUGGCGUCGAGUAUAUGGAUUAGUGGGAUCGAGAACCACUUCACAAGAGCUAGAAGCAGGAUGCAGCAUUUGACGGAGCACCUUGUCACAGAGCUGCUCCUUUCUCUUUUCUGUUGCCAGCUGCACCCUGAAUCUGGAAGGUGCUUCUUCUGUCGCAUGAGUGGGAUUGAUUGCUGUUUUGGAGCCAGAAAUGUGUAAUUCGUCUUACCUGAAUAAGCCGAGGGAGACUUAAUGUCACACUCUGAGUGCUGGCUGAGAACAGGGUUGUCUUUAAACAUGGUGAUUGGGCACGUGACUGAAAUUUAAGGUGGCUUGAUUUUCUUCCCACUCUAUUUAUUGUUUGGUGUGUGGCUCAGCUUGCUGCAUCUGAGUGCAUGAGUGUGUGUGUGUGUGUGUGUGUGUGUGUGUGUGUGUGUGUGUGUGUGUGUGUGUGUGUGUGUGUGUGUGUGCAUCUGAGUGCAUGUGUGGGCAUGUGUGUGUGUGUGUGUGUGUGUGUGUGUGUGUGUGUGUGUGUGUGUGUGUGUGUCUUUGCCAUUUCUCAUUUUGCCUAUUUUCACAUCAGAGACUGGCCUGACAAUGUCCCCAUCUUGGAAAAAUCUCCCUCCCAGCACUGAAUAAGUCACAUGAACAAAUCAGCGUCACUUCAGGCAAGCAGUCCACCACACAAUGUGUGUAUUAUUCAUCUGUUCUCCAGCUAGAAUAUUUGUCAUUUUCUGCUGAAUGGCUGGAAAACACAAGUCUCUUCAGAGGAACUGGCUCUCGCCCACCUUCACACUGUACCGAAGACUCUCCACUUUUGUGCUUUAUUGACACGACUGCAACUGGUUGCAGUGAAAGGAUAAAAAAGUUUUUGUUCUCUAGCACCCCACCCCCGCCACAUACACUCACUCACCCUCCUCCAAGUGCGGAUUUAAGAGAGAAUCGUGUUAUUUUGUUAGAAAUCAUCCUCUGUUUUUAUCGCCACUUGAAAAGCUGUGGUGGUUGAGCUGGUCACCGUGGAAACAGCAUGACUCUGGAGGAUCCCAAGAAUUACUUUUCAAGCUUUGCUGCUCAGAAAGAAAAGGAAGAAAAAAAAACAGAACAGUCCAUCUGAAAUCCUCAGUUUUAUUUGGCAUUCGUGGCUGUGUUUCAGUGUCAACGGCUACAUUAUUAAUGCAAAACAAUGUUGCCUUAGACUUGUACAUUUUCUUUGUUUUUUUGUUAUUUUUGGAUGUAUACUCUUAAGCCUCUGCGUUGGUUGCUUUACAGUAUUGCAACAUGUUCUGUUUCCCCCCAAUGGCCUUACUCUGUUCUUUUCUAUUCUAUGCAUACAACUGUCUGUGUAUUUAUCAAUGAGUUUACUUUUGUCGUGGACACAGCUAAACGAAUGUCCAGCCCUUCUCUGUCCUCCCCUUUCCAGCUACUGUGAUGACGAUAAUGAUGAUGAAGAUGAUGACGAUGAUGAUGAUGAUGAUAAACCUAUAAGCACCUAUAUUUCACUGCUCUUUUGCUUCUCUUUUGCUACAAGGCAUUAAAAUAUUUGGGGAUUGAAAAGGAGUUUCAAAAAAAUACUUUGCGUUCAUGAGCACUGUUGUACGGUGUCGCUUCCCAGAAAAUUACAGGUUUAAAAAAACACACAUUUGAUUCUUAGUUUUGAUGCUUUCAGCUUUGGUUUUUCCUCUGUACAUGGCAGUGGGUGUGAAGAUAGUAAUUUAAUAUUUGUAUAAAGUUUAAUUUAAUUUUACAGUGUGUAUAUAACUUUCUAAUUAAAGCUUUCUUUUGAAUGUGGA
Messenger RNA from Xyrichtys novacula (pearly razorfish), 37734 nucleotides. The record is from the annotation of a GenBank genome assembly. NCBI's taxonomy places the organism in Eukaryota, Metazoa, Chordata, Actinopteri, Labriformes, Labridae.